Molecule: messenger RNA, 495 nt
Organism: Puccinia graminis f. sp. tritici CRL 75-36-700-3
Lineage: Eukaryota; Fungi; Basidiomycota; Pucciniomycetes; Pucciniales; Pucciniaceae
Exons: 3
Coding region: 1-495 (164 amino acids)
Source: RefSeq, a predicted model, not a curated record
AUGAAGAAAGGAGACAUCCAACCAACUUUUGGAGUUGGCAGCUCCGGCGGUCGCAUCGGCUACGUACAAUACAAGCUGUACACAGGGAACCAAUCGGUUACCGGAUGUCUCUCGAGUCUACCCGGAACUCGAACCGACCCGGUACCCGGUCGGGUACUGCCGGCUCAUCGCUCAACUUCCGUCGGUACGCAGUCGCAGCCAAACCACCAACUCACCCGGCUGCCAGCAGCGGCAUCGGCUCCCGCCUCAUCCAACGGCAUCGCCUCAUUGAUUGGCAUCAACGGACGACUCCUCAUCCAUUGGCAUCGGCUCCUCGCAGGUCUACUCGCACGCUCCCCUCGUUUAUUAUCCAAUCUCGCCAACUCCUUCGACUUCCGGCGGUACGCAGUCGCAGCCAAACCACCAACUGGAACAAACUCGGUCUACUCGCAUCUACUCGCACGCUCCCCUCGUUUAUUAUCCAAUCUCGCCAGCUCCAUCGGUGACCGGGUCUAA